Gadus morhua (Atlantic cod) is the source of this 1456-nucleotide messenger RNA. Its product is annotated as transmembrane protein 74. The record is from RefSeq and is a predicted model, not a curated record. The coding region runs from base 240 to 1055 and encodes 271 amino acids. Lineage: Eukaryota; Metazoa; Chordata; Actinopteri; Gadiformes; Gadidae. The transcript has 2 exons.
UCUUCUUAGCCUUUCAUGUGACUGUGCUGAAGAAGUUGAUUCGGUCACCGGGAGGCAGGCAGCCCGCCUCGGCCCGGCGCGUGGGAGGGAGGGGUCUGCCGAGCAUCUCCCUCCGUGCGCCAGAGCAGCGCGAGCAGCCUGUGACGCGGGCGGCCAGCACGAGCAGCACCAGCCACCAGCCGAGCUGGGAAAGAAAAGGUGACGGAUGCGAUGUGAUUGAUGACACUACCCUGGUUCAAAUGGCGAGUUUUGCAACGAGUUACUACGAUCACGUGGAGAAGUGGAGCGAUUUGCUGAACAUGUCUCCGUUCACCAACCACCAAAGUGAGGACGAGGUCAGUGAUCCGUGCGAAAAGUCGCUGUUCGGCGAGCGGUCGUAUGAAACGGGCGUGGAGGUGUCGUGCCGUGGUUCAGCACCACGGCCAGCACCCGGGACGGAGCAGCGGCUCUGCCUCAUCAACCACCGGGAACUUCGGAAACACAAAGCGGCGCACUGGGAGGACGAGACGGAGCAGUCUUUCAGCGGCCACGAUCGGACACAAAGCAGUCCCGCUAGAAACGAGAACCUCGGCUUGAUACAGAACUCAUCCAUCCAACUCCACGAGGAGGACUACCUGGAACUUUUCAUGUUGGCCGACCAAGAACUCGGCUCGGAGAAGUCGGCGGACUACGGGUUUAUAACGGGCGUGCUUUGUCUGGUGACGGGUAUAUCUCUAGUGGGCAUAUCCUACGUGGUCCCGCGAGACGUGAGAGUGGACCCGGACAGCGUGUCCGCGCGGGAGAUGGAGAGGUUGGAGCGGGAGAACGCGAGAGUGGGGGCCCACCUGGACAGAUGCGUGAUAGCGGGGUUAUGCCUCCUCACUCUGGGGGGAGCGGUGCUCGCGAUGUUGCUCAUGGUGUCCAUGUGGAGGUGGGAGUCGAUGAGGAGAAAGGCGUUUGCAUAUUCCAAGCACGCGGCAAAGUUAUACGGCUCCAUCAAUCUAAGAGCAGGGGGGCCAACCCCACUCCGGGAAUCGCCCUCUCAUUUGUCAACGGAUUUAGAAGCGCUCCGUUGAAUUAAUGCGACAGACUAGAGGGUAAAACUCCACCAUAAAAUCCUGCCAAUGAUGUCUUAUUAGUGGGACACUUGGUGAGGUACAAACCAAAAUAAAAGCCCUGUAAAACUAUGUUGGGUAAAACCCAUCGACCCAGGGCUCUGUUUGAAGAUUUGCUGCGUGCAUUGACUUCACAUUUUACCAAACAUGUAUGAUACAAGGCUUUACGUUUUAUUGCAUGAUGCAUUGUGGGUCCUGGAGUAUGUACUUUGUACCCUUGUGGAGAUGGGAAUUUGAUAAACAACAUCGUUUUGCACACCUAUCGAAUAGGCCUACUGUAUGAUGUGUGUACUGUAUAGGCGUGUGCAUUGACCAUGUACAGUUCAACCAUAUCAACCUCCUUUGUACAGGGAAAAUAAAAA